AAUUGCAGCUAGUUUGCACAUUAGGUUGAGUUGGAGCAAAGAAAAAUCUCAAGGUUAGAAGACAGUCAGAUUCUGUAGUGGAUUUAGAGUCGCUGUUCUGUAGAAUGGAAGUGCUAUUUGUGUCGUUCAGAUCUCAUGAGUAGUAACAUUCCUAGCCUAAAAAAGUAUUUUUGAACAAUUGUAGCUUUUGAAGUGUAGUAUUGAUGGAUUACAAUACAUUUAAGACAUUUAAAAAUAAACUAUUAGGUCCAGCAACAGUCAGUUGUUAGACUUUUAAUCAAGAGGUAGAUCAACUGGACAAAGACAAACAAAUGUGACUAAUUAGUCAGCAGCUUAAAUAAUCUGUUCAUAUGUUAGAUUUGGGUUUUAAAUUUAAAAAGAAAAUUGUGAGAACAUUACUUUCAAAUAUUGAAGUUCUGACUAAAAUAAAAUAUAUUGUUAUUUGAAUUUUGCAAAGAAUUGCAGCACUUAAGAAAUCAGUAUGAAAACAAGUAUCUGAUAACCUGAAUAAAUCAUUAGCAUGAGCGGUGGAGCAGUGGUGUCAUGUCAACUGCUUGGGUGUCUUCAAAAUACUGUAUGUCAUGGUCAUGCCUGGACAAAUCAAUGCCUUUGUAAACACAAAAGCCUGUAAAUUCUGGCUGUUGAUCGCAAACUGUUAAACCUGACCAUAGAAAAGUGGAGUAAAACUUUCCUCAAACCUUUGUCUUUCUUCGUUUGUUUUAUUUCAAAAAAGUAAUUGAAAAAAAACUCCAUGAUGUUAAGAAGUUUGGCCACACACGGUGUUUGAAAACAAUGCAUUUACAUUUUUCGUCAUAUUUCGACAACAUAUUUACAUUAUUAACCACAACCUUCUUCGAACUUCUUGUACUACAGCGUCUUAUUUUGAAUACAAAAACGAACUACUGGCCGGAUGUAUUAUUCUGAUAGUGAAACGUUAUUUCCGGUGUUGCCACCUCUUUUGUCUCCGGUGCAGUGUUUCGAUAUCGGGGCUCUGGUUAUUUUUUUUUCUAGUCGGCUUUGAGGAUAUAUUUAAACAUAUAUCCUAAAUUACUGGUGUUGAAUGACAGUCGACUGCGAAACAUUUAUGCCUAAAAGUAAAGCGCCAAAAAUGGAUGAGCUGGACUACAUCCCUGUAGACCUGAGCCCAGAGGAGCGUUCUGAGCUGGAGGACAUCCGCAGGAGGAAGGGUGUCCUACUUCAGGAGAUCCAGAGGCUCAGGGAGGAAUUAAGAGAAGCCAUUCUGGAGGUAGAGGGACUUGAGACCAGCACAGAGGGCAGUAAAACUCUACAGAAAAGUAGACAUGUGGCCAUGGGGAGAAAGAAAUUUAACAUGGACCCAAAAAAGGGCAUUGUGUUUCUGGUGGAGAACGAGCUUCUCCGACACACUUCAGAGGACAUUGCUCAGUUCCUCUACAAAGGAGAAGGACUCAACAAGACCGCAAUAGGAGAUUACCUGGGAGAGAGAGACGACUUCAACAUUAAAGUUCUUCAGGCCUUCGUGGACCUCCACGAGUUCACUGAUCUGAACCUUGUCCAGGCCCUCAGACAGUUCCUGUGGAGUUUCCGUUUGCCUGGCGAGGCCCAGAAGAUUGACAGAAUGAUGGAAGCUUUCGCGCAGAGAUACUGUCACUGCAACCCUGGUGUCUUCCAGAGCACGGACACGUGUUAUGUGCUGUCCUUUGCCAUCAUUAUGCUGAACACCAGUCUCCAUAAUCCCAACGUGAGAGACAAACCCGGAGUUGACCGCUUCAUCUCCAUGAACCGAGGCAUCAACGAGGGAGGCGACCUGCCCGAGGAGCUGCUCAGAAAUCUCUACGAAAGCAUCAAAAACGAGCCGUUCAAGAUCCCCGAGGACGAUGGGAACGACCUGACCCACACCUUCUUCAACCCAGACAGAGAAGGCUGGCUUCUAAAACUCGGGGGACGAGUGAAAACCUGGAAGCGGAGGUGGUUCAUUCUCACAGACAACUGUCUCUACUACUUUGAAUACACCACAGACAAGGAGCCCCGAGGUAUCAUUCCUUUGGAAAACCUCAGCAUCCGUGAGGUUGAAGAUCCCAGGAAACCAAACUGUUUUGAGCUGUACAUCCCCAACAACCGUGGUCAGCUGAUCAAGGCGUGCAAGACAGAGGCCGAUGGGAGAGUGGUCGAAGGAAACCACAUGGUCUACCGUAUCUCCGCCCCCACACCUGAGGAGAAGGACGAAUGGAUUCACAGCAUCAAAUCUGCUGUCAGUGUGGAUCCCUUCUACGAAAUGCUGGCCGCCAGGAAGAAACGUAUCUCGCUGAAGAAGAAGGAGGAGCAGCCGUAAAUGUUCCCUUCACUCUUCCCGUCUUCCUCUGUCCUUCACAUUCCUCCUUCCAACACCGCUGAGUUUCCGCUCCUUGUUAUCUGUCCGUAGCCUUCAUUUUCCUGACCUUCCUCAGAACCUUCCAGAGCUUCGGGCUCACUCACUGUGGCUGCCUCGUCUACACUACUGAUACUGUUAGAACAGACUAAACAAACAGGGAGGACAGAACGUCCUCUCACCACGGGUCCAUUAAACUGUGAAACAUGUCCACACUCUGAUAUUCACACCGAUGCAGAUAUAUUCACACCUGUCACAGCCCCUCAUAUUCACUCUUGACUGCCUUUAAAAAAAUCUAUAAUCUAUAAUCUAAUCAUAUAUUGGCAUGAAAUUGGCAACAAGACAAGAAAAGUUCUAGGAAUUUUACUUAUGAAAAAUGACUUGCGCUUCAUCAGAAAUGGUCUGUGAUGAAGUGCAAAUUUUUAUUAUUUAGUAAAUCUUUGUUUACAGUAGUAUAUUUUUUACUAUGUAUGUGUGUUUAAACAAAUGUAUAUAUUUGUGUCUAUAUAUGUACACAUAGACACAUUUAUAUAUGCACAUACAUUCAUAUAUGUAUGUAUAUAUUCAUAUAUAUGUAGACUGUAUAUAUAAUAUAUAUUUUUUGUAUAUAUUAUAUAGAUGUCUAAAUAUAUGCAGUAUGUAUAUAUACAUACAUAUGUAUAAUUACUAUGAUCAUAUAUCGUAUCUGCAUCCGUGUGAAUGUUUUUCUAAUUCAGGAUACCAAGUAGCUCCACCAGGUCCUGUGAAUUCUUCCUCCGACCCAUGAAUGCUGCCUGUGUGAGGCGUCGCCUUUUUAUUGGCUGCUCACACGCCAUUGUCACUCACGUUUGUUCAGACAAGCAGAGCAAAUGAUUUAUGAUGUGUGUUGUAGCAGAUUUAAGAAGUACACUAACAUUUAACUGCAAGGUAAAUAUCCCCAGGACGGCUUCAUAAAUGCUGGUAUUUGUUCACCUCUAAACAAAUACUGUCUUAGUACACUAAAGUAUAUAGUAUAUUAUAAUACAAAGAGGACUGGUGCAUGUCAUGCGUCCACUCUUGGUGGGUGUUAAUGGGAAGCUUCAUAGCUGCUGUUGUAUUUAGUAGUGUAAAGGACUCCCAGAGCAGUAGUACAAACUCCAAGAAUAUUUGCCAGUCCAAGUACCGCCAGUAUGAACAACGAUAACUUACCAGCCCAGUAUAUUAAGAAAACAAAUGUACUCCUAACAGGACUAUUUGUUGACCAAAGAUAUGAUGUACCAUGUAGUAACACUGGAGCAGGUACUUCUGAAGUCACACGUACACAGAAAGAGUGACUAUAUAACAAGCUCGUGGCUCACUUAAUCUUAAUGGGAAUUAUUUUCUCCCACUAGAGGGAGCCUAAGUACCACCAUUGUUUUGAGUACCGCAGUUUGAGAAUCUCUGCACACAAUCGCUGUCCUACACACAGGAAUAGGAACCAGUCCACAGAACUAACACUAUGUGUCAAUGGAGGUUAAUACCUCUUACACACACACGCACGUCCUAUAGCUUAAUGCUCCCUAAGCUAGUGUUUACCUAGCUUACCUACACUACGGUGCGACGCUCUGACACUGCAGCAUAUCAUAAACCAUUCCCUGCUGUCACGACACCACAGAACACUGUCUCACUGUUAGACUCCGGUCCGUCCACUGCAGUCAGUCACCGGGAGUCACAAGGGCAGCUCAUCAUUAUGUACAUGUUGUUGUUUUUUUUUCUUUUUUUAAAUGUAAAUAGCUGUUAGUAUAUUUGUUUACAGUACACAUAGAAAUGAUUUAAUUUAUUCCUCGUCUUUUGUUAGACUCUGAUUGAUUUUUGUACGAGCUACUGUAGACGUGCAUGUUGACAAAUGGAGGCGUCGGUCGUAGGCACUGAUUCGUCUCUUGACCAUGCUAGUGCACUGAGUUGAAGUUAGCGGUAGUGUUCUGCGUUAACCUCGGAAUAGCUGAUUUAAAUCGAAAUAUCGUAGUUAUGUUUGAAAUUAAGAUAUGAAGACGUUUGUAGACGGACUUACAUCCAGAUUGUGCUCAGAUUCAGGAAAGCACAAGAGAACACAUUAGAUCCACUUCCUGCUGUCAUGCAGUGACGGGAGAGUCGACCCUGAAUGAAGAACGACCAAAUAAGGAACACUAAUGACAUUUUUUUAUUUGUUACGUGACGGAUGUAUUUUAGAUGUAAUGACAGAGAACUAGGUUUUACUUUUCGUUAGGUGGUAGAUCUUCAACAUCAUAUGGCGCCCCUACUGGUGUUCACCUGAAACUUUCAUGUGAAACGUUGAAAUUUUGAUUUUAAUUUUUUUUUUCCUUUUGGGGCUCUGUAACAUCCAGCUCAUAAACUGUUCUUUCUUUUCGAUGUUUUUUAAUGGUAGGGAAAAUAAUUACUGCACUUUAUCAACUUAAGCGUUUUUCUUUCUUUUUUUUUCAUUUUUGGUAAGAAUGCUUCAGUACUCUGUAGCACCCUCUACUGGUUGACCCGUACCCACUGAAGUAUGCUGUUGGAUGAAGACAGUUCAAAAACGAUGCAUGCGACUCAUUGUCCUAACAUAGAUCUGUGAUUCUGUCUCUUCUGUUUACCUACCGGACACAGGCCUCACGGUGGCGCUCUAACACGUGUGUCUCCAUCACGCUGGCCGUCAGUAGGUCUCUGCCUUCUUUUUUUAAAAUGUGCAUAGUUGCCAAAAAACAAAAACAAAAAACUAAGGUGUUUCCAUAUAGACAAGAGAAUGAACACUAAAACGAACCCAACCAAAACUGCCCUCUCACCCCCCCUACAGGUAACGAUUCCUCUCACACCCACACUUUAUUUUUUCUUUUUAAUGAAAACACCUGGAUUUUGUAUUUAUUUAUUUUUUAUUUACUGUGAGGUGAUGACGAGUUGAUCAUCUGUAAAUGUAGCAAGAAGAAAACAAUGAUACGUUGGUGCCAGUAAGCUACUGUGGAACAAUAAAACAGUGAACGGAGAUGAAA
Molecule: messenger RNA, 5307 nt
Organism: Cynoglossus semilaevis (tongue sole)
Lineage: Eukaryota; Metazoa; Chordata; Actinopteri; Pleuronectiformes; Cynoglossidae
Gene: cyth2
Product: cytohesin 2
Exons: 12
Coding region: 1061-2311 (416 amino acids)
Biological process (GO): regulation of ARF protein signal transduction
Molecular function (GO): guanyl-nucleotide exchange factor activity
Source: RefSeq, a predicted model, not a curated record